Messenger RNA from Sceloporus undulatus (fence lizard), 3936 nucleotides. RefSeq names its product retinoid X receptor beta (gene RXRB). Lineage: Eukaryota; Metazoa; Chordata; Lepidosauria; Squamata; Phrynosomatidae. The record is from RefSeq and is a predicted model, not a curated record. The transcript is spliced from 11 exons. Gene Ontology annotation, molecular function: nuclear receptor activity; nuclear steroid receptor activity; retinoic acid-responsive element binding. Bases 310 to 1836 code for a protein of 508 amino acids. Gene Ontology annotation, cellular component: nucleus; RNA polymerase II transcription regulator complex. Gene Ontology annotation, biological process: cell differentiation; response to retinoic acid; retinoic acid receptor signaling pathway.
AAGAGAGGACAGAAGAGACCCACAAACGAGGGGGCGGCGUCGGGGUCCCCCCGUUGCCCUCAUCAGCACAAUAAUAAUCGGGGUUGAGCUUGGGUUUGGCGCGGCGCAUGCUGGGAGCGCGGCCCAGGAGGCCCGAGGGGGCGGCCGCGGUGCCUUGUGGGUAAAGAGAGGCUGAGGCGGCGGCGCGGGCGCUAGGCCUCUGGCGCGGUGCCUUGUGGGAAGGCCCGGCCCAAGGGAGCCAGGCGCUGGGCCAAGGAGGAGGGUCGGGGCCCAGGCCCCCGAGGGAGAGAGGGAGGCAGGCUCCUCGCCAUGGGAGACUCGGGACGCGCCGGAGCAGUAGUUGUUAAAGAAGAAGCACUUUGUUCAGGCGGGGGGAUCAGUUGGGGGGCAGGACUUUUCCCCUUCAGUUCCUAUAUUGGGAGAAAGGUGGCAUACUGCCGGAGUCCUGACAGCUCUUCCCUGAGCUCCUCUCCCCCCCUGAGGGGCACCGGGACGUCCCCGCCGCCUGAGCCCUCAGCUCCCUUGCACCCUUCCAUGAUCGGGUCGGCCAUGACCACCUCCAUCGGAGGGCUGGGCUCACCCUUCCCGGUCAUCAGUUCCUCCAUGGGAUCCCCCGGCCUCCCUGCGACACCCUCCAUCGGAUACGGUCCUGUCAGUAGCCCUCAGAUCAACUCCACAGUCAACCUCUCUGGCCUCCACUCGGUCAGCAGCUCGGAUGACGUGAAGCCCCCACUGGGCAUGAGGGUGGUGCCCAGCCACCCCCACGGAGGUUUGAUGCCAGGGAAACGCCUCUGCGCCAUCUGCGGAGACCGGUCGUCAGGGAAGCACUACGGGGUGUACAGCUGCGAGGGCUGCAAGGGCUUCUUCAAGCGCACCAUCCGGAAGGACCUGACCUACACCUGCCGCGACAACAAGGACUGCAUCGUGGACAAGCGCCAGCGCAACCGCUGCCAGUACUGCCGCUACCAGAAAUGCCUGGCCACCGGCAUGAAGCGCGAAGCGGUGCAAGAGGAGCGCCAGCGCGGCAAGGACAAAGAAGGGGAGGGGGACCUGGUUGGGGGCGGUGCCAAUGAAGACAUGCCUGUGGAGAAGAUCCUGGAAGCCGAGCUGGCCGUCGAGCAGAAGUCGGACCAAAGCGUUGACGGAUCCGGCACGGGGGGCAGCUCGGUGAGUUGGCGGGGGGCAGCGGGAUCGGGACGCUCGCCCCAGACGUUUGACACCAGCGAGCCCAACGACCCCGUGACCAACAUCUGCCAGGCAGCCGACAAGCAGCUCUUCACGCUGGUGGAGUGGGCCAAGCGCAUCCCCCAUUUCUCCGAACUGCCCCUCGACGACCAGGUCAUCCUAUUGCGGGCAGGUUGGAACGAGCUGCUGAUCGCCUCCUUCUCGCACCGCUCCAUUUCAGUGAAAGACGGGAUUCUGCUGGCCACAGGCCUCCAUGUCCACCGCAACAGUGCUCACAGCGCCGGCGUGGGAGCCAUCUUUGACAGGGUGCUGACCGAACUGGUGUCCAAGAUGCGCGACAUGCGGAUGGACAAGACGGAGCUGGGGUGCCUCCGAGCCAUUAUCCUCUUCAACCCAGACGCCAAGGGGCUCUCCAACCCGGGUGAGGUGGAGCUCCUGCGAGAGAAGGUCUACGCCUCUCUGGAGUCCUACUGCAAACAGAAGUACCCUGAACAGCAGGGCAGGUUUGCAAAGCUCCUGCUCCGCCUGCCAGCCCUGCGUUCGAUUGGCCUAAAGUGCCUGGAGCACCUCUUCUUCUUCAAGCUGAUUGGGGACACCCCCAUCGACACCUUCCUGAUGGAGAUGCUGGAAGCCCCCCACCAGAUGUCCUGACCGGACCCCCGAAGGAGACAACACUCCAGGGAGGAGAAGGAGCAAAGACCAAGGGGGAAGGCCCUUCAUGGACAGCGGCGCAUAGACACUCUGCGCCAGACCCUGGCACCCACACAUCCUGGACCCUCCUCGCCCUCUUCCUCGUGACACUGCAGCCCUCCAAACCCCCCAUGCAUCCCUCUUUCUGCCAUGCCUGGAUUUUAGGGGCACUCUUUGGAGCAGGGAUUGGGGGGGGGGGGAACGUGUGCUUUGGAUUAGCCUUCCUUCCCCAAAUUUUGGGGAGCGGCGGGGCGGGAGGCUCUUCCUCAGGUCCCCCAACCCAUACGUGGCCAGAGCCGCCCGCAGCCAUGGACACUGCUCAGAAUCAGGUUUAAAGUCAAGGUACUCCACGAUUAAUAGGGCUGCUGUGGCUCCCUUAGCGGGGGGCACUGUCACCCCUCUAUGCUUUUGGGGGGUUGAGGUGGAGGUCCUGUCCCAAAAAAAUCCUUCUUUCUUUUGACCUCUUUUAACAUCCUUUUCUUUUUUGGACUCUGAAGACGUGAGUAGUUGGGGUUAAUUUCUUAGUGUUGGGGUGCAGUGGGGGGGCUCUGUAUCCCCCCAUGGCACGACAGACCCCUCCCACAAUAAUAGGAUUAUUUGUUUUAAUCACUACCCCCCUGCAUUUAAAUCCCUGGGGACAGGAAAGGGGGGGCACCCUCACAUUUGUAUUUUCUUUUAGCCUCAGUAACGGUUAUCCAGUGGUUCCGGUUAGGUUUAUUUUCUUCCCCCCCCCCCAAAAAAAAAUGUCCCCAAGGACUGAACAAACGCCUUCUCUCACCCCCAAGUCUAUCCAGGACUGAAUUUCUCACCCCCCUGUACCCCCCAAAAAGAGAAAUACUGGUUUAUCUGCACUUUGGCCCUCAUCUAUGCAAGGAGGGGUGGAAUUUGGGGUGGGAGGGAGGGAAAAGGGGGUGGGUUGGCUUGGGGUUGGGUUGUCCCCCACUUUCCUCCCACUCUUCUGGGGGGGUUGCAAGCACUCCCCAGCCCCUAAGUGUAAAGAUUUGACUCUCCCCCUCCUUCCUCUUAAGUCUUGGGGCCUUGGAUUGUGUGGGAGAGGAAUCAGACAUUUGGGGGUGUCAGCGAUGCAUUGUUUAGGAGAGCACAUGCCAUUUUUGCUCCCUUGCUUUCCCUUAAUGGGCCGAGGGCAUGCUCCUCAGUGCCCCCAUUAUACAUGUCAGAUCAUAACCCUUCACCCCACCCCCCAGUAUUCCCAGUUUCCAAAGGAGGGACUGAAAGUGGUGUGUGUUUUUGAUUUUGGGGGGAAGGAAACAGGGAGCCCCUUCCAUGCACGUUGCUCUCUUUCUAAACCAUCAUCCCCCCCCCACUCCCCAUUUUGCCCCAGCAUGCCUGGCUUCAUUCAUUCUCCCCACCACCACCAAAAAAAACCCUCACAAAUUUAUUUCCGUUCUGUUAGUCCGUCUCUUCUGCGCACCCUCUCCCCUGGAUAAACCACGUUUUUUAUUUUGGGGAAGCAUAUUGAUUUAAUAAAAAGCUGCUCUUUCCAGAGGCCCCCCCCCCAAUCACUCCUGUUCCUGCUUUCCCUUUUUGUUGGGGGAAUGAUUCCCCCCAAUUUCCCCCAAGAUUUAGCUGAGCCUCUGCAAAAUCAGCUGUGGUGUCUCUGGGUGCGUGCAGAGUGCCAGGCUUGAUUUGAACCCAGGACUGGCCAAUUUUUUAAAUGCACUUGAGGAUGUUAAAUUGGGGGGGGGGGGGUUAAUUUCUGUUUUAAGACUCCCUCCCCUAGAAAUGGUUGUCUCUGUCUUUAUGAAUUUCCUCCUCUGGCCACAAGAGGGUGCCAUUGCCUCAUCUAUAGAGCCAGAUUUUGGGGGCUCACUUUCAGAUCUCUAUAAUUUUACUCUCCACCCCUCUUUUAAACACUAUGCCCCCCAAGCCCCCCAAAAUAGUCCUGAUGGCCAAGCCAUCUCUCCGCAAGACACGGUUGGCCCCAGAGACCCCCAAAUCCCAACGGGCUCCAUCUUGUUGUACUUUUUCUUCCGUGGGGUGGGCGAGUGGGGGCCAUCUGUGCCACCCCAAAACUUCGGAAGAAUAAAACUUUAAAAUAUC